AUGGCGUCUGUACAGAAAGCUGGAAAGACCGUGCCGCGUCUCAUCCAUGAUGUCCAGCUGUAUGAUCCAGCACACGACCCAGACACAGGCCGUAAUCUCCUCUCAGAAACUCCGCCCGUUUACCCAGAAGGCUACAAUGGCCCACCUGGAUUCAUAUCACCGGAAGCAUGUCGACACGAAUAUGUCUUGAAAGAAGACCAAACCUUCAUGUCAGAGCCAGAGCACCGGAGAAGGCCAGGCACAUCGUCCAAGGUCUCAGCCAUAUGCACAAAGUGCCGUUAUCAUCUUCAAGUGGUGGUUAACUACACCAACUUCGUGAGCACAUUUGGUCAGAACCAGGGGAAACACUUGCAUCAUUUGGUCUACAAAUCAGGACGGCAGAAGAAUGGCCUUACGUUGCCUGAAGAAACCCUCAAAGGGCAGGUUGCGGAGACGUACCACUACCAAUGUUCCUACCCCUCAUGCUCGGCUAUGGUAUCUUUGCGGAUUCUUUCACCGAUUCUGAGCCCGGAAUUCAUCCACUUGAUGACCGAUAAAGAGCUGCUGCGGAAACGAGCUGAAGAGGCCACUGCAGCGUAUGCUGAGUCCAUGGAAGGCAUGGGUGAUCCACAGCCGAUCAAUGUAUUGGAUAAUCUGCGCCUGUACAUUACCAACGCCCUACGGAAUCCACAACGCAGCAAGCCCAUCUCCUCCGUCAAUAAGAGGUUCAUGCACUCGUUCGGCGUGGAAGGUGCUGCUUGUAAAGAAUUACUUGAAUUUCUAGAGUUCAUGUACAAUACGGAUACUGGGGCAUGGCACCCGCCUAAACCGACAUCUGACGCCGAAAAACCUUACCAAGACACGAUGCGUCUCUUUCUCGACGACUUGCUGCAUGAAUUACUAGUCCUGAUACAUCUCAGAUCAGCUUCAGAAAGAAGAGGAUCCCAGAUUCCUGAUCUUCCUUCCUCCGCCAUCCCCGUUAUUUCCUGCGCUCUAGAAGCGCAAGACUAUCCAACAGCCAUGCGUUAUAAGGAAUUUGAGAUGGCUUAUGCUCCUUUCUAUGAAGACUUGGGGGUGAUGGAGGAUAUGUCCUCAUCGGCUGUGGUGGAAGCAUACAAUCGACAGGUCUCAGUCGAUCCUGGCAGGACCUCGAUGUACUUGUCUGCUCUCAAGGCUAUCGGGUUUCUGCGUGGCGGCCAAGACAAGGAAGUCAUUGACAUAGCCGUCCAGGCAGCUUACGAUCAAGGGAAGUACGAUGUUGAGGACGUUGUCAGCGCGUAUCAAUACUUUAACCUCCACUUCGAUGAUCCAAACCUCACCGAGGACAGCAUCAUUGGCAAAUUCUAUGCCUUCCUCAGCUCUACAACCCAAGAUACCGAAGCGCGUCUGCAGUUGUGGCGGAUUGGCGACUCCAGGGGAAGCGCGCGCAUCAAAGCGGCAUCAGAAGACCGUGUUUCUACUGUUGAACAAGCGAAUGUCUUCUUGGGGGUCGAGGAUCAGACCCCGGAUGAUUUUGUCAUGACUAUGUACACCGCAAAGGUCAAUGACAGUCCACUUACCAAAGAACUGGCGAAACGCGCCGUGGCACUCAUUGCCGAGUCCCGCAAAUCGGUCGCAUUGAAACAUUUCAUCAAUACCGGAGAGAUGAUUGCUGGUGAAAUGGACAUUGGUGAUGCUUAUCGUCUACUCCAAAUCCCUGAUCGAACUGCCGACGAUGGGGCAAUCAUAGCCGCAUAUACAAUCUGCAUCGAUGAAAACCCAGGGGAUGCCGAGAGAUACAACCAGGCUCUGACAAUUAUUGCCAAGCAACUGGACAGCUCUACGUUGAGGAAUAUGGCAGGUAUCUCCAACGAGCCUGAUCGAAGCAUGCAAGAUUGGCCAGUCGGACUACAAAACAUCGGCAAUACAUGCUAUCUCAACAGCCUGUUGCAGUUCUAUUUCUCCGUCCGUCCUUUCCGUGAGUUGAUCUUGGAUUUUGAACGCUUCCAAAUGGAUCUGAAUGACGAGGAAACCCUCGCAAAGAAACAAGUGGGCUCGCGAAAGGUGACGAAGAAGGAGGUCGAGCGAUCUCAGCGAUUCCUCACCGAACUCCGGACUUUGUUCCGCAGCAUGAUCACCUCAUCCCAAAUCUCGGUUACUCCCGGCCAGGAACUUGCUCGGUUGACCCUAAUUAGCCCAAGCAACGAGGCGGCAAUACGUCGUCGGUCGACGAUCACUGCUACUAGAUCUGAGAUGCUUGGUGACAUCAACGGUGCUCCAAUUCUGGGACCUCUUGGGCCUCCACAGACCCUUCUCGGGGGUCGGAUGGAGCCGGUUUCAUCUUCUGGCCAAGCUGAUGCCGUCCCUAUUCGAAACUCGGCCGCCAGCGAUAACAGCAGCGAUACAACACUGGUCUCUGAUAAUAGCAUGAACGAUGCACCUGGACUCUUUAUUGAGGACAAGGAGAACAAUCCCCCAGACUUGGACCAACUGUCGGAUCAAGCAGAGCCAGGUUCUCCCCAGGACAUGAGUAUCGACCCAGAUGAUAGUGUACCGUCCAACCUACCACCGCCCGUCCCUCCUCGCAACGUCCCGCAAGUUGAUCGGGAAAAGCAAUUGAAGGAGGAGGUAGAAAUUGGUGCCCAGCAAGAUGUGACAGAAGUCAUCAACAAUGUUCUGUUCCAGAGCCAGUGCGCCAUCAAGCCUCGAGGCAUUGGCAGUGACGGUGAACAGCUUGAUCAGAUCAAAGACUUGUUCUACGGCCAAACCCGCUCGUACAUCUCCACCGAGAAAGGAACACGCUCGAAGGACGAACGGUGGUGUGACAUCAAGGUUGAUGUUGCCCAUGGAUCUCGAAACAUCUACGAUGCCAUCGAUGGGGCAUUUGAUAUCCAAAAGAUUAGUGUGGAAAACUCUGUGGCUGAGCAAUUCGCUUCCAUCAGCCAGCUCCCGCCUGUUCUCCAGAUCCAGGUGCAACGGGUUCAGUUUGAUCCUGUGAAGAAAUGCUCGUUCAAAUCUACAAACCACCUUGGGUUGCUUGAAACUAUCUACAUGGAUCGAUACAUGGACACCAAGAAUCCGGAUGUUGUGGAUCGACGAAAUCAAUGUUGGGAGUGGAAGGCGUCUCUGAAGAGGCUCGAGGCUCGCCGAGAAGAGCUUCUCAGGACAAAGGAGGGUUCCGGCGUUGACAUGGCAACAUUGUUCCGUAAAGUCAAAACCGCACUACAAGAUGUGGACUCUAUUGAAAACGACACUGAGACCGGAGCCGGCGCUGAAGUCGAAUCUGAUUCCAUGAAUGCUGUGGCUGGUACGGAGUUUCUGGACGAACUCGAGUCCCUUGCCCAUAAGGCAGAGACCGACUUGCAAGCUGUCGACCAAGAAAUCAAGGAUACGCAGACCAUGAUUUCUAGCCAAUUUGCUGAUUUCCACAACCUCCCGUAUCGACUGUACGCCGUUUUUGUGCAUCACGGGUCGGUCUCAUUCGGCCAUUACUACAUCUACAUCUUCGACUUUGACAAGAAGAUAUGGCGCAAAUACAAUGACGAGUACGUGACCGAGGUCCAGAAUGUGGAUGAGAUCUUCAAGAACGACUCGACCAGCAACCCUCCGACCCCGUAUUUCCUUGUUUAUGUCAACGAUAGCAUGAAAGACCGCCUGGCAAACCCGGUUUGCCGUGAGGUAUCCGACAACAUUUCCGACCUUCCUGAUCUGGAACUAGCUACCACCAUGGAGGGUGUUGAGCCCACUAGCCCCGCGCCGGACGUGAAUAUGGAACCCCCAUCCUAUGAGGAAGCGUCGGCCAUCAAUGGAACUCCAGUAUUGGUAGAUUCCAAUGUCACGCCCGUCGAUGCGGAAGCUGUCAACCCUCUAAAACGCAAGAGUGCUGAUGAAAUGAAACCAACCCGUCCGACUUAA
Molecule: messenger RNA, 3873 nt
Organism: Penicillium samsonianum
Lineage: Eukaryota; Fungi; Ascomycota; Eurotiomycetes; Eurotiales; Aspergillaceae
Product: ubiquitin-specific protease UBP2
Exons: 12
Coding region: 1-3873 (1290 amino acids)
Biological process (GO): protein deubiquitination; regulation of proteasomal protein catabolic process; proteasome-mediated ubiquitin-dependent protein catabolic process
Molecular function (GO): cysteine-type deubiquitinase activity; proteasome binding
Source: RefSeq, a predicted model, not a curated record